AUGCGUGCUCAUCUCAAAUACCAGAUCCUUCUGGCUUCGAAGCUUCUACCUCACCACGCUUGUUUGCUCCAAGUAAAAUUUCUAAUUAUGCUAUUCAGAAUCAUUCUGGCAGCUUUUCUACAAGCAGUUGUGGUUGCUGCUCUGCCAGCGGAGACCUCAUCGAAAAGAUCCGUGGAUUUCAACUGGGGCUCAACCAAAGUUCGGGGACUCAAUAUUGGAGGCUGGCUGCUACUCGAGCCAUGGAUUACGCCGUCCAUAUUCCACGCUCUGGAUCCGUCUAAAGGGAUAGUCGAUGAAUACACGCUCACCGAGAAGCUUGGUACGGAUGCCGCGUACAGCAUCCUCAAGCCUCACUGGGAUAGCUGGUGCACCUUUUCGGAUUUCCAGAAGAUCGCACAAGCUGGCUUCAAUACCGUUCGAAUCCCAAUAGGAUACUGGGCCUACUCUCUCGAGAGCGGAGAGCCAUAUACGCAAGGUGCAGCGCCGUAUAUUGAUGCAGCCAUUGAGUGGGCGCGAGCAACCGGGCUCAAGGUCUGGAUUGAUCUGCACGGAGCGCCUCUGAGUCAAAAUGGAUUUGACAACUCAGGGCACAAGGUGUCGACACCAGGAUGGCAAGGAGGUGACAGUAUUGCUCAAACACUUUCAGUCCUCAACACCAUCACGAAGAAGUACGCCCAGGAGGAGUACCAGGAUGUGGUUGUAGCAAUUGAGCUCUUGAACGAGCCUUUCAGCUCUGCUCUGAACUUCGAAAAACUCAAGCAGUUCUACCGAGACGGGUUUGAUCAGGUCCGAGCUGUCAGCGACACGCCUGUGAUGUUGCAUGAUGCAUUCGUGACCCCCAAGACUUGGAAUGGGUUCCUUUCCGUAUCUGACAACAACUCGCACAAUGUUAUUGUCGACCACCACGAAUACCAAGUUUUCACCAAUGAGCUUGUAGCUCUCCAGCCAUGGGAGCACCGUCAAUUCGUAUGUAACAACGUUGCAUCGUAUACUUCCGAGACCGAUAAAUGGGUAGUUGUAGGCGAGUGGACAGCCGCAAUGACCGACUGUGCUCCAGCCCUCAACGGGUACGGCAUCGGUGCCAGAUACGACGGGACCUACCCGGGCUCCUCGUACGUCGGCCAAUGCGACGACAAAAGCAACAUCACCAACUGGAACGAGACUUUCAAAAGCGAUAUGCGAGGAUACCUUGAAGCCCAGCUCUCGGCUUUCGAAAGCCAUUCGCAGGGCUGGGUGUUCUGGAACUUCAAGACCGAAGCAGCUCAUGAGUGGGAUGCGUUUGUGCUCAUGGACGAAGGGAUCUUUCCUCAGCCUCUGGAGGACCGCGAUUUUGGUGCGAUUUGCUCUUGA
Messenger RNA from Drepanopeziza brunnea f. sp. 'multigermtubi' MB_m1, 1350 nucleotides. RefSeq lists its product as uncharacterized. Gene Ontology annotation, biological process: glucan catabolic process. Gene Ontology annotation, molecular function: glucan exo-1,3-beta-glucosidase activity. Gene Ontology annotation, cellular component: extracellular region; cell surface. The record is from RefSeq and is a predicted model, not a curated record. Lineage: Eukaryota; Fungi; Ascomycota; Leotiomycetes; Helotiales; Drepanopezizaceae.